Hydractinia symbiolongicarpus is the source of this 5691-nucleotide messenger RNA. Its product is annotated as roquin-1-like. Gene Ontology annotation, molecular function: metal ion binding. Bases 268 to 2895 code for a protein of 875 amino acids. The transcript is spliced from 15 exons. Lineage: Eukaryota; Metazoa; Cnidaria; Hydrozoa; Anthoathecata; Hydractiniidae. The record is from RefSeq and is a predicted model, not a curated record.
GAUACAGGUAUAAACUGUAAACAUCAACUAUUUAUGCCGAAUAUGCUUUUGGUCAUUUGAGUGUAGCUUUCUUUUUAAAUUCAAGCUAGUUACAAAUUUUUACCAUGUUAGUAGAAUAAUGUAUGUGGAAUGGAAAGAUAAUUUAUAAAAUAAAUAUACAAAAAUUGUGUCGAAGAAGAAAGUACAUGUGGUUUACACAAGUACAAUUAACGAAGUUUUCAAUUAACUCCUUUCGAGUAACUCUACAUCAUUUUACUUGGUGAUAGAAUGCCCAUUCAAGCACCACAAUGGACAGAUUUCCGGUUAUGCCCUGUCUGCCAAAAUGAAUACAAUUCGUCACAAAGACCACCCAUAAGUCUUGGAUGUGGGCAUACGAUAUGUCAGUCAUGUCUCUUCCGAUUAUCAAAGCAGCAAUGCCCAUUUGAUCAGGCCGACGUUUUAGUUGAUAUUAGUAAAUUACCCAUUAAUUAUGGGUUGUUAUCAUUGGUUGGUGGAAAAAGACCUGACUUUAUUGAUGUUGACAUCCCUGUAGUUCAACAACAUAUUAAAGAGUUCAACAAUGCAAGAAAGGCCAUUGAAGUACUUGCACAAACCCUGCAAAAUGUUGUCAUCACUGGUACCUCAUCGUCAGGUAACAGCUACAACACUGGUAAUGGAUCCCUGACACGGCCCAUGCAGAGAAAACUUGUAACUUUGUUACAUUCUCAGUUAGCUGAAGAAGAGGGAAGAGCAAGAGCAAUGAGAUCUGCACGGAGCAUUGGAGAACGUGCUGUUAAAGAAUUGAUUUUGAUGCAUCAAAGUCCACAGACACUUUCGGCUGCUCUAUGGGCUGCAGUCCGCCAACGUGGUUGUCAAUUCCUUGGUCCAGCAAUGCAAGAGGCUGUGUUAAGGUUAAUUCUUUUGUCUUUGGAGGAUGGCAUUUCGUUAUCAAGAAAAGUGUUGGUGUUAUUCGUUGUUCAACGAUUGGAAAAGCAAUUUACUCAAGCAUCGAAAACUAGCAUUGGUCAUGUUGUUCAGUUGUUAUAUCGAGCAUCCUGCUUUAAAGUCACAAAAAGAGAUGGUGAUUCUUCACUACUGCAACUCCAUGAGAAGUAUCGCACAUACUCUGCAUUACGAAAAGAGCAUGAUGCUCAGAUUGUUCAGAUUGCUAUGGAGGCUGGCUUGCAUAUUUCACCAGAACAGUGGUCAGCGCUUCUUUAUGGAGAUGACGAGCACAAGUCACAUAUGCAAUCAAUUAUAGACAAGUUGCAAACACCAGCCUCAUUUGCAUCAAGUAUUCAAGAACUUAUAAUUGCACUGCAGCGGACAGACGAUCCUCACAAUUUGCAGAACCUUCGUCAUCAUCUUGACAAACUGUCCCUUAUUGAUCCAAAUACAGAGGCCGUUGGUCCUGAAUGGAGUGAUUUGGAAGAGUGUAUGGACUCUUUGUUGGUUGUUGUCUCUGGACUUCAGUUAUUUGCAAAGGAUUACGCCAGUAAAAAUAAAGGCAACAUUGAAGGUGCACAGAUGAUUAACACGAAGUAUAGAACGAGUAUGUGCCGUGACAUUAUUCAACGAAAUAGUUGUCCUCGAGGAACCAAUUGUAAUUUUGCGCAUUCCGAAGAAGAGCUUGAAAGAUAUCGAAAGCGGAGAAAUUUGCCGGUCCCUCGAUCUCAAAUCCCCAACAAUUCUGCAUCGAUCAACGGGAUGUAUGCGAAUUCCCGAUCUGGUUCGAACAGUUCGCCAGAUUCUUGCUGUGAUAUGGAAGAUACCAUGGAGAAAGUGGGAGCCAACUCGCCUGGCGUUAACAAUAAUUUGGCUAUUACUAUUCCACAGCAAGGUAACAUGAGUGUCCCACAUUACCGUCCAGUUGUGACGUCAGCAAAUAUGUAUCAAGGUCAACAACAAGAUAUGACUGACUCAAUGAAGCAAAUGAGUUUGAUGCCAUUCAGUCCAGGAUAUCAACAGCAGAUUCCAGCAAGAAAAGAAGAAGUAUUGGCGCCACCACCGCGUGACAUGAUCAAAGUACCGCCAACUUGCGAGUUGAUCCCUCAACCAGUACAAUCCAGACCAAGCCCGUCUAUGUUCCAGCAAAUCCAGUACCAGCCAGCCUACUAUGAUGUCAGAAAUCCAGCAACUCCUCCGGAAACGAUGUACUUGCAGAAUAAUCAACAUGCUUACAUGACUAAUGCCAGUGUCUAUCAGCACCCACCCAUGCCGCACAUAUAUCCUUACCAGCAAGAAUACCAGCAGUAUCCAACUAUGUUUUCCAACCAGCAAAUGCCAUCGCACUACAUGAUGCGAACUGCUGUUGCACGAGGAAAGGGAGGCGACCAUUCUGAUUUGUUAAAACCAACUUCAAAUGAAUUGAGUUUAAGCAUACCAGCUGUGAAGGAUCCUAAGGAAGACAAUUGGAAGUUUGCCAGCAAGAACAGCUCUUCGUCUUAUAACAGGAUCGAUUGUUUGGAUUCCGGACGAGGAUCUUCGAUUGGUGGCUAUUCAUCAGAGACCUUCUCUCCGUUGUCAAAUGCAUCAGGUGGUUCGCGAGGAUCUCCUCAAGCUUUUUCAGAUUCUGAUGCCAGAAAGAUAUGGGGUGAUGACAAGAUUUGGGCUCCCACAGAUUCUUCUAAAUUGAAUACAUGGUCCAGAGGAGGCUGUAAAACUUCCAGUAAUGGCUGGGACGCCAUUAUGGAUUUAAGUAGAUUGUCUGAUCCAGAAGAGAGAAACACCUCUUCAGACUCAGUUGGCAAAAGUAGCAGUGAUCAUCAGGCGUCACCUUUGGAGGACCAGAGCUACUCCUCUUUGAAAGAUUGGCCCCGCUCCGGAGAUUUGAUCAAUAACAAUAAUCCGGGAUUACUUGGUCUGAUGUCACCGUCUUCAACACGAAGACCUCCACCUGGUUUCAACUUGAUUUAAAGUCGAAACAAAGGCUGUUUGCGCCUUUGCUUAGUAUUCGUAAUUUCAUAAUUUUUAUCGUAAAAAUUAGGUUAUUUUCUUACAAAAUGCUAACCGAAAUCUAGAAAUUUGCCGGAUUUUUUAUUUUUUUGCCUUAAAGUAUCAUUUUCUUAUCCUGGUUAUCGGCAUUUUUCAUAUUUCAAAGAGCGUUUCUAGUUCUACUCGUCUCAACUACUUGCAGAUUUACUGCCAACUUAUAGUUGGUUUUCGUAGUUUAUUAAAAUUAAUUUUCUAAGAGAUAUUUUCGACUACUUUUUACGUUAGUGUUCGUUCUUGCAUAUUUUGAAUAUAUAUAUACAUAUCCUAGGUCCUUCUUUUAUGAGAAAUUUUAAAGGGGGCCUGUAAGAAUAUCUACUGCUGCUGUUGUUGUUGUUGUCGUUUCUGUUGUUGUUGUUGUUCUUUGAGUUUUUAGUGUUUUUUAUGGUCAUUUUUAUUUUUGUUUUUAUUUUUAUUUGUUUUUUUGUUUUUUUAAAUGAUUAUAUUUUUCUGUUUUAUAAAAUGGCUUGUUUUGUUGCUACAGUUAUAAGUCUGGGCUUACACAAGGCAUGCGUUUUUAUGUGCUGCCCACAGUGGCACAACAGUUGCAUAAAAAACUUUCUGGUGUAAAUCCGCUUUAGUCUUCUCUUUUUUUCGGGAUGGUGUAAAAGGAAUAGUAGUUUCCCUAUAUAUAUAUAAUGUACUUAAACAGUGUAUACAUUUAAGAUAAUUUUUUUGUUUAUUUUUUUCGUCGUGAAACUUGUGUACAAUUAACUCCUUAUACUUUUGUAGAAAGAACUCCAGAUGUCGGCGUAAGCACAGUAUAGAUAACAACAAGUCUCGGCAAAGUUCUGCUAAACAUCGCCGUCACACAGACGACAAAUGUUUUUUUCGUGUUGUGCUUACGUCGAUAUCUAUGAUUAGUUGUCAUCUAUAUAGAUGAUCAUUAUCCAACGGUAGCUAUUGAAUUAGAAGUGAGACAAUAAAAAUAAUUAGUUUAUGUUGACGACAAUUUUUUUACGAUAGGCGACACCACGUGUUAUUGUAGGUCGAUACACACCUAAUCAAAUUUUUUUUAUACUAUGACUAAAAAAGGUGUGGCUUGGCUUCUGUUUUGUUUGUUUGUUUGUUUGUUUAAAUGUUGUGUUCUUUGAUGUAAUGUUUGUAUUUGAUUUUAUUAAUUUAUUUGUUUUUGUGAUUUUGUUCAUCAUUUAAGUUAGUCAUCUAUACACGAAACUUAACCUUGUUGGCUGAAUCACCUUCGAUCAUAGUGUGGAAAGAUUUUCUCUAAAACUUGUGUACACCAAUGAAAUUAGUGGUAAAAGAUUUGAAAUUUUACUUUGUUUUUCGUAUAAAAAAGCGUGGGUUAUCCCAGUUAGAGAUUCGCCUGGAUACAUUGAGAAGUAAAUUCCGUCAUUGACACUAGAGAUUUGGUUUAUCCCAGUUAGAUCUUAACCUGGAUACAUGAGGAAUAAAAUCCGUCAAUGACAACAGAGACUAAAUCCUGCUAAUGUGAUUGAAUCUUGCUGGUGUGAGCCACGUCUAAACAUAAUUUUAUCAAUAAAUUUUAAAAAAUAACAUCCUUAUCAAAACGAGAUUAUGUGGGGAUCAUUUUCUGUGACGCCUCAAGGGUGAUAUCAUUUCCUCAAAAGUUAAACGUCCUUUGUUUUGUUUUUUACGUAUACUAUAAAAUAUUUUGUUAUAAGAUAAACACUCAAACCUCUGUAAACAAUAAACCACUUAACUUUUAGUAAUAAAAUAAUAACCUCACGUUAAAAUAAAUAUAUACGUUGUUGUUUUUUGUUUAUUUGUUUGUUUUGUUUGUGUGCGUGUUUGUUUUUUGUGUAAACAAUCAAGAACAAUGACUGCGUGGUUCAUUCACAAUUUUGCUGAUUCGUUUAAAUCUCUACUUCUUUUUCAAUGAGCAUGCGCGUAGUAAUAUCGAUCUUUUUUGUUGAUUUAUUGGCUGUUCAAAUCAGAGCUAAAAAAAUUUCUGUUUUUAAGAAAUGUAAUUUUUGUUUAUACUUUCCGUUCCAUUAUCUACUUUACCAAAAAAACAAGUCAUAUCUUCAGAGGCUCUUCAGUCAUGGCCCAUAAUGCUUUUGAAGACAAAAUCGAUAUUCUUUUUUUAUAAUAAUCUCUUUCAGAAGCCCUGAUAUCUUCGCCCUUCCUUCCUUUCCGUAAAACAGGAUAGGAAAAGUGUCAUGUGACUUUUCCUAUCCUUUUUAGACUUCGUACCCAUUCCUCCUGCUAUAUGUACAAGGCUUUCCUUUCUAUUAGUGAGCUUCGUACCCAUUCCUCUUACUAUAUAUACCUGAACUUACAAAUAUAUAAAAUAGUUUCUCUUAGGGUCUAAUAAUUUUUGAAUUUUUUACUGGAAACCUUGUGAUUAUUUUUUCAAUAAUAGUCCGAGUAUGUAUUAAAAAGUUAGUAUUUAAAAAUGGUAACUUCAGUGUUCUUAAAGCCAUUGCUUUGAACGUUUGUGGUUAAUUUUUACGGCAAACGAUGAUUGCACUCAUUUACACGGCUACAUAUAUAAAUAUAUAUACAUAGAUAUGUACGGUUUGUGAUUAUGUAAGUGUUUUAGCUUGCUUUAUCAUAUCUAAAGUAAAUCUUAUUUUAUUUUUUCUUGAGUGUAUCAAUUUAGUUAAUACGACGACUCUUACCGCCCAUAUUGGGCGUUAUGUUCACAUAUUUUUGUAGUACGCCAUGAUGUACGUCAUAUUGCUUUACGAUUUGCCUUUUUUGCAAGUUUUGGAAAAAUUAUUAAAAAACGUCGAA